AUGUCUUCUAAGCCCAAGUAUGUGCAGGAUCAGGAGAUGAUUCCAGGCGUUUACUGGGUCGGGAUCGUCGACUGGAUGGUCAGGAUCUUUCAUGGGUACCACACAGACGAGGGGAGCUCGUACAACUCGUACUUCAUAGAUGACGAAUGCCCUACGGUGAUCGACUCUGUAAAGUACCCCUUCGCCGAGGAAUGGCUCUCUCGUAUUGCGGCAUGCUGCCCGCUCGACAAGAUCAAGUACGUCGUCAUGAAUCAUGCUGAAGGCGACCACGCGUCCUCUCUUAAAGACCACUACCAUAAGUUCACAAACGCGACGUUUGUCUGUACAAAGAAGUGCCAGGAACACCUGAAGAUUCUUUAUGGCAUGGAGAAGGCAACGUGGCUCAUUGUCGACGACAAGUACACGCUCAAGAUUGGCAAGAGGACGCUGAAGUUCAUCCCGGUUCCCUUGCUUCAUUGGCCUGACUCCACCUUCACCUACUGCCCCGAGGAUAAGAUUCUCUUCUCCAAUGACGGCUUUGGUCAGCAUUAUGCCACCUCAAGGAGGUGGGCGGACGAGUGCGACGUUUCGCACGUUAUGCACCUCUUUAAGGAGUACACUGCCAACAUCUUGGGCUUGUUCAGUGCUCAGAUGCGUAAAGCACUUGAAGUCGCAAGCACCGUCGAAAUCAAGUACAUCCUCUCCGCUCACGGCGUUUCGUGGCGUGGCGACGCGAUGGGCCUUGCGAUUGCUGAGUAUGACAGAUGGUCUAAGGGCCAGCACUGCCAGAAGAAGGUCACAGUCGUCCUUGACAGCAUGUAUGGAACCACACACCGCAUGGCGCUCGCCCUCCUUGAUGGUGCUCGGAGCACGGGCUGCGAGACAGUUCUUCUUGAGAUGACUAGCUCUGAUAUCACGAAGGUUGCGCUCCACACGUACGACUCUGGAGCUGUGGCCUUUGCAAGCCCGACACUCAACAACACGAUGAUGCCCUCCGUCGCUGCCGCUCUUAACUACGUCAGAGGACUGACUCUUAUCAAGGGGAAGCCUGCGUUUGCAUUUGGUGCCUUUGGGUGGAGCAACAGGGCUGUCCCAGACAUAGUAGCCGAACUCAGGGACGGGUGCAAAGCUGACGUAUACGAUGAGAAGGGUAUUACGUUUAAGUUUAACUACACAGAGGAGCUUCUUGAACAAGCGUACAAUGCUGGCGUUGACCUUGGAAAGAGAGCUAUUGCAUACUGCGAGAAGAACGCCCCUAAGCAGUAA
Giardia duodenalis is the source of this 1245-nucleotide messenger RNA. RefSeq names its product A-type flavoprotein. Gene Ontology annotation, molecular function: electron transfer activity; FMN binding; metal ion binding. The transcript has a single exon. The record is from RefSeq and is a predicted model, not a curated record. Bases 1 to 1245 code for a protein of 414 amino acids. Lineage: Eukaryota; Fornicata; Diplomonadida; Hexamitidae.